GUCUAUGGUUGAGAACGUUCCUCUGCUGAAAUGAAUAUUCAAUCUUUCAGUUGAAAAGUAAACAGAAUCUACUGAUUUCAGUGUGUUACAAUUUAGAAACUCUUGAUCACGUUAUCGGGCGGAGUGUUGGUGUGUCUGAGUGUCUGUUUUGCAGAUCAAUAGUCUCCAACCGGCUUCUCCGCGAAACAGUUGAGAAGAGUGGUAUGAACUGAUUUCAAACAAAAAGAUUCAAUCGAAAGGAACGUCAAACGAUCAUCGCAAAUCGACCCUUCUUGGAAGAGAUCGUGUAUACUCAAUUAUUCCCACAACUUGGAAUUUUAGAUCUGAGGUACCUGACAUAUUCUCAGGAUGAUCCUUGAAGAUGCUUGAGAGAAGACUCUGGUCGAAUAUUGGCCUGCUUCUGAUCGCAUUUUUUGCCUUCUUAGGAUUAUGGCAUACCUUCGUAAGCUCCCGGUUUCUCCAGGUCGUGCCCACGUCAACUACAUCAGCAUAUACUCUAUAUACAGAAAGCCAGAGCGGAUAUCCUAGUCGAGCUUUGCAGUUACCAGAAAGAGAUUAUAACCAACUCAUAGACUUAAACUUCAAUUUUUCUAUAGUUAAUUUUAUUUGUAACGAUAGUCAGCCUUUACUGCUUUUGGUUUUAGUCCAUUCGUCCCCGUCAAAUUUUGCCAAAAGAAAAACCAUUAGGGAAACCUGGGGGCAAAAGGAUGAAAACAUAAAGGUGCUCUUUCUAAUAGGUAGCGUUACCUCCAGUGAUCUCCAAAAGACUUUAGAAGACGAAAACAGGCUGCACAAUGAUUUCGUACAAGGCACAUUUUUGGACACUUAUAGAAAUAUUACUUACAAACAUGUGAUGGCUUUCAAGUAUUCUAUUUAUCAUUGUCCGCAAGCCAAAUAUAUACUGAAGACUGAUGAUGACGUAUUCGUUAAUAUGCCAACAAUGAUGAAUUUUCUCAAGUACGAUCUGUCUCCGUACGGAGCCGAAAACGUUUUGUUCUGCACGCCUAGGAGGAACUCGAAAGUGCUGAGGUCGUACCGAUCGAAAUGGAGAGUGUCGUUCGCCGAAUAUCCAGAUAGAAUUUAUCCUACUUAUUGUCCCGGAUGGACUCUGCUGUACUCUCCUGAUGUAGUUUUUGCACUUUAUAAGGAAGCACAAAAGGCCGCGUACUUUUGGAUAGAUGAUAUUCAUAUAACUGGUACUCUUAUUAAAAAAAUUAACGUGGUUCAUACUGAUAUUGAAUCUCUAGUUUUGUCUCAGUGGAAUCUGUAUAAAAUAGUUAGUUUCUAUUACAAUGUAUCUGAUCCGUUUUUAUAUGGCAGGGCCAAUAUGAAACAAAGUGAAAUUCGGGCGCUCUGGAAGUUUGUUAAAAUGCAUGACGCUCCCAAAUACAUAUUUAGAGAUUUUCAUUAAUUAAGCACCACAAAUAGAUAAUUUGGAAGGGU
Molecule: messenger RNA, 1443 nt
Organism: Leptinotarsa decemlineata (Colorado potato beetle)
Lineage: Eukaryota; Metazoa; Arthropoda; Insecta; Coleoptera; Chrysomelidae
Product: beta-1,3-galactosyltransferase 5
Biological process (GO): protein O-linked glycosylation
Cellular component (GO): Golgi membrane
Molecular function (GO): hexosyltransferase activity
Source: RefSeq, a predicted model, not a curated record